UUGGUUCGCAGUGACCGCACCAGUGUAAACAGCGACAGCGUCAGUGUUUGUACGACUGUAAGUACAGCACACACAGACAUCGCGAUGGCCGAGAGCGAGUGGGACACGGUGACCGUGCUGAGGAAGAAGGGCCCGUCCGCCUCUCAGUCCAAAUCCAAACAGGCGGUCACUGCUGCUCAGAGACGUGGAGGAGAAGUGGAGACCACCAAGAAAUGGUCAGCGGGUCAGAACAAGCAGCACCUGGUGACCAAGAACACGGCCAAACUGGACCGCGAGACGGAGGAGCUCCACCAUCAGCGUGUGCCACUGGAAGUGGGCAAAGUCAUCCAGAAAGGCCGUCAAGACAAGGGUCUGACCCAGAAAGACCUGGCCACUAAAAUCAAUGAGAAACCUCAGAUCAUCGCCGAAUAUGAAAGUGGGAAGGCGAUCCCAAAUAAUCAAGUCAUGGGCAAAAUUGAGAGAGCCAUCGGGUUGAAGCUCCGUGGGAAAGAUAUUGGGCAGCCGCUGGAAGCCAAACCCAAGAAGAAAUGAAGAAAAAAAGCUUUGAAAUCAGCCCAUCUCCAGACGUCCCGUCGUCCUCCUCCUAACCCGGGCUGAUGGCACUGGAGUCUCAGUGCUGCGCUGCACUAACAGUGACGAUGUUCACAAACUCAAAGUGCUUUGAUACAGUUUGGCAGUUCCUUGCUUUGGCUUGAAGUCUUUCUCUUGUGGAGAUUAAACAUUUCAAUCAGCCUGUUUUAUUUGCAGUGAUUUCUAAUGAUUUAAAAGCAUGUUUUGCUCUAUUGUGGCCUUGCCAUGCAUCAACAUGUUUAUGUCUUAGAGAUUCAUCUUUUGAAGGCUUGAAUAAAGUUUUUCAUUGGGUGA
Molecule: messenger RNA, 864 nt
Organism: Cyprinus carpio (common carp)
Lineage: Eukaryota; Metazoa; Chordata; Actinopteri; Cypriniformes; Cyprinidae
Product: endothelial differentiation-related factor 1 homolog
Cellular component (GO): nucleus
Molecular function (GO): DNA binding
Source: RefSeq, a predicted model, not a curated record